This is a messenger RNA of Numida meleagris (helmeted guineafowl), 3559 nucleotides long. RefSeq names its product S-adenosylmethionine synthase. The record is from RefSeq and is a predicted model, not a curated record. The coding region runs from base 1652 to 2914 and encodes 420 amino acids. Gene Ontology annotation, cellular component: Set1C/COMPASS complex; cytosol. The transcript has 11 exons. Gene Ontology annotation, biological process: S-adenosylmethionine biosynthetic process. NCBI's taxonomy places the organism in Eukaryota, Metazoa, Chordata, Aves, Galliformes, Numididae. Gene Ontology annotation, molecular function: methionine adenosyltransferase activity; ATP binding.
CACACCUUUUCUUCACAUGUACUUCCAUGUCAGACACCAUUUUGUCAGAUUGUCCUUCUGCUGCUGUCUGUCAUGCAGCAAGAAAUAUUGGUGAGAGAGUUCAACCGCUGCUGCUGUACAACCAACACACACAUCUGAUGUUGUGGGCCAGCAUAAAAUAGGAGGCAUUACUUUUGGAGCAGAUUUCAUACAUAGUGACAUCACACUGAGUAACCUGCUCAAGCUUGUUCUGCUUUGAGCAGAGGAUUGUACUAGAAACUGCAACCAUUCUGUGAUUCACUGUUGUGUCAUAGUAGAAAAUUUGAGGUCAAACAGGUGUAAAGAGAAUAAGCGUAUGGGAUAAGUAGAAAAUUCUUUGCUAUUAGUUGUGGAAGUACCUGAAAAGACGUAUUAGAGCAUAGAGAGGAACGAAGAUGUAAAAUAUUGGAGAGAAUCACUGAUAAGCUAAAGUAACUUUGGAUUAAGUUACAUAAAAUGCACACUAAUAAAUUGCUGUGACUGUGGUUACAGGAGAUCCCGUGUUCUAGUGUGAGAAGGAAAGUGGUUAUAAACACCCAACUCAGGAUAUAUAUUACCUCCUGUACUUCUAUAAUAACAAUCUGUUUUUUCUAUCCAAUAAUAUUUAAUUUUGUCCUAAAUGCUUAUGGGCCAGUGAAAUUCUACACCUGCAUGUCUGAGAGGCCUUGAACAACACUCAUUUUCAGAAAAUUAUAGAUAGAGGUGAAAGUUCUGAAGCAGGUGUGAGUUCUGUGUUGAGUUCCUGCUAUAUAAGCUCUAUUGCUCUGCUUGUCAUUUUUCAUGCAAAAGAAAUAAACCCAAAUAAACAAAUCUUCCUUAUGUUAGCUUCAAAAACAAAACACCCACCUCACUCAAAACAAAUAUACUGAAUCACUCAAGUAUUUUCACCAACAAAUAAAAAUCCCUCAGAGUCAAUCCUAAUAAGAGGCUUUUGUAAUUUAGAGCUUAUUUCUAAGAGGAAAAAAAGAUGGACUGCCAUAACUUCUUGAAAAUACACUAUUUGUAUUAUAAGAACUACUCCUAGUAAGCAGCACAAAUAAAAUUAGUAUUAGAGUUCUUUUCUCAAAGAAUUGGAAAACUCUCUUAUUUCUACAUAUUCCAUGUAAGUUAGAAAUAACUUCCUUGUGUAAUUUUGUCAAGUGAGAAUAAAAUAGCAAGGUAAGAAACUAAUUUUAGUACAGUGAUUUCUGAUGAUAAAGUUAAGAGAACAAAACAAAAGUACUUGGAAAAAUAUUUUCACAGGUGCUAUUUGCAUGCAUGAAGUAUUUCUGUGUAUUUUUAAAUCUAAGUGUGAUGUUGGGUCCUUUAAUGAUAAAGGAAUUGUAGUUAUGAGGUGUAUGCUCUCUACAAAUCAAUUUGUUUUUCUAUGCUUUUGAAAGUUGUGGUGAGAGAACUAAAUUACAGAGUUUGAGGAAUGGUUUUACCAUGACGGAUUCUAAUAACGUGGAAGAUCUUCUGAGCCCUGGAUAUGGUUUCCUCAUAACUCAAAAGAUGUCACUUAAAAGUUACAGCUGCAGUGAUGGAGUGUGAGUGAAUGGAAUCUAAGCAUGUAUUGCUUCCAGAGAAAACAUGAUUCUUUUGUAGGUGAAGUAAGGAUGACUAGUUCUGGAGGAUCUUUCUUCCUUCUUCUGCAAUGAUAGUUUUACACUGGUGCAGUAGUUCUGGGCAUGUUCUGGGUCUGCCUCAUGGCAAAAGCAUCACAGUCAUGAAUGGGCCAGUGGAUGGUUUAUGUGAUCACACGCUGGAUGAUGAAGGAGCUUUCAUGUUCACAUCAGAAUCAGUAGGAGAAGGACAUCCAGAUAAAAUCUGUGAUCAAAUCAGUGAUGCUGUACUAGAUGCCCAUCUUAAACAGGAUCCAAAUGCCAAAGUUGCUUGUGAGACAGUAUGUAAAACAGGAAUGGUGUUGCUCUGUGGGGAAAUCACAUCUCAUGCUAUUGUGGAUUAUCAGCGAGUUGUCCGAGAUGCAAUUAGACACAUUGGCUAUGAUGAUUCAGCUAAAGGUUUUGACUACAAGACUUGCAAUGUUUUAGUGGCACUGGAACAGCAAUCACCUGAUAUUGCCCAGGGUGUUCAUUUACACAGGGAUGAAGAGGAUGUUGGUGCUGGAGAUCAGGGUUUAAUGUUUGGUUAUGCAACGGAUGAAACAGAGGAAUGUAUGCCUCUAACAAUUGUUCUUGCUCAUAAACUGAAUGCCAGGUUAGCAGAGCUGAGACGCAAUGGGGAGCUUCCUUGGCUGAGGCCUGACUCUAAGACACAGGUCACUGUUCAGUAUAUUCAGGAGAAUGGAGCGGUCAUACCAGUGCGUGUUCAUACCAUUGUGAUAUCAGUACAGCAUGAUGAGACUGUUUCGCUGGAGAAUAUGCGGAAAACCCUGAAGGAUCGUGUGAUUAAAGCUGUUGUCCCUGCAAAAUACUUGGAUGAGAGAACUAUUUAUCACCUUCAGCCUAGUGGACGUUUCGUUAUUGGAGGGCCUCAGGGUGAUGCUGGUGUUACUGGUCGAAAGAUCAUUGUGGAUACAUAUGGUGGUUGGGGAGCCCAUGGAGGUGGUGCCUUCUCUGGCAAAGACUAUACAAAGGUGGACCGAUCAGCUGCGUAUGCAGCCCGCUGGGUGGCCAAGUCUCUUGUGAAAGCUGGUCUCUGUCGUCGUGUUCUUGUUCAGGUUUCUUAUGCCAUUGGAGUAGCUCAUCCACUCUCAAUUUCACUAUUCACUUACGGAACCUCCCAAAAAACAGAGAAAGAGCUGCUGGACAUUGUGCACAAAAACUUUGAUCUUCGCCCUGGAGUCAUUGUCAGGGAUUUGGAUCUUAAAAAGGCCAUUUAUCAGAAGACUGCAUGUUAUGGUCACUUUGGAAGAAAUGAAUUCUCAUGGGAGGUGCCUAAAAAACUUGUGUUUUGACCCUUGCAGUCUAUCUUCAAAAACAGAAAGGAAGAGAUGUUCACUAAGAUGAGGAUGCUUCCAAAAAUCAAAUUUGACAGCUUUGUAUUCAACCGAAGGAAUUUUAGAUUUUAAAGGGAAAGAAAGAAAAGGGUAUUUUCUUGGAAAUUGAUUUUUUUUUUAGCCCUCAGUGUCUUUCAUUAUCUAACAUAUAAAAGACAGAAUCUAGCUUUUAAUCAACAUAAGACAACAAAACACAGUUUACUUUUUAUUGCUGCUCCAUUGGUUCCUUUCCUAAAGGUAAAGUAUGACUCAGGUACUCAAACCAAUGGCUGAACCUCAAACCUUUCAUGGGCAAAGGAAUGGAUGACUUUCCCAACUGACUAAGGAUCAGCAGAUCGCUUGCCUCUAAUUAGACAAUGGGAAAUUCUGGGGUCCAAUUUCCUUACUGGAGUUAGCACUGCAUACAGCUGGGGGUUGCUUUGAUGGGAGAAGGCUGGAUAACUGUAUCUUGGCCUCUUUUGUGGAAGAUGUUACCAAAUACAUAAUAUUUAAAUCUUCUUCACUGAGUAUGUGCUGGUACUGUUGUGUUUCAGUUACCUCUGUUUUUGAAACGUGUUCUCCUAUAAAACAAUCAUACAAUAAAAAGCUUUUUCCUACCAUGUA